UCAUUAAAUUGGAUGGUCCGAGAAGUUAGCCACAUUAGAUUUUCAUAGAACGUUGAUUUGAAGUUUGGCAGUGUUGCCAUGUGAUUAUAAUGUAUAUAAUGUAUAAUAUGUUGCACGCUUCAAAUAUACAGAGAAAGCUUUGAAAACUAUCUUUUUUACAUUAUUUUGUGGAUUUUGCUAUUUUUUAAUGUAUGUAAAAUACGAACGAAUAAAUAUUUGUUGUUUGUUUUGAUAUUAAUUGCAGUUAAUUAUUAGAAAUUGUUUUGUGGCAAUUGUCCCGAUAGGUUACUGAGUAGAUUUGGCAAUAGAGUGAGAACGUUUAAAUUUGCGUUUGCCAGAUUGCACAGAUGUUCCGCAGAUAUACAUUUUAUGACUUUCUUUUUAUUAUAUUAUAUUUCUUUUUAUUAUUUUAUUAUUUGGAAUGAAUGUACCAGUACCUGAAAUGCUUUUAGUUACUGAAAAGUGUUUACUUCGUCAGUACGUUAUUUUUGUGUUCAUUUUGUAUUUUUUAAAAUAUUAAAAUGCCUACAACUAUUGUAGCACGUGAAAGACUUUUGAACAUAGCGCAAAUGCGGGAAGAGCGAUUCACGUUAGGGGAAAUAUGUACAAAUUUUGCGGAUAAUUUUAACGCAUUAGUGUGGUGCGCGAUGCGGUUACUAAUUAAAAAUAGCAUUCUGUGCAAUCUAUGCAAUAUUAGUAAGAACUUAAUUAAGCGAAAUUCCUUGUCGGACGGAUACAUCUGGAAGUGUAAUGGAUGUGGUCAGCGUACUUCGGUAAGAGAUGGUUCGUUCUUCUCCAAAAGCCUGCUACCGUUGAAGAAAAUGAUAGUCAUCAUUUAUGGCUUUGCAAAUGACUUCCCACAAACCCAGAUCAAGAUUGAAUCUGGGGUUGGAAGUCCCACUAUUGUCGACUGGUGCAAUUUCUGUCGAGAAGUGUGCACCAGAUAUUUGCAAGAGCACCCUGUGGAAAUUGGAGGAUUCGAUGAAAAUGGUCAACCCAUUACGGUAGAAAUUGAUGAAUCCUACUUCUUCCCCAGGAAGUACAAUAGAGGUGCUUAUAGGCCCGGACGCUGGAUUUUUGGUGCUGUGGAGAGGAAUAGUGGCAAAUUAUUCGUGAUACCGGUGGCAGCAAAAAGCGAGGAAAUACUAUUGCCCAUCAUAUCCAGAAUGAUUUUACCGGGGUCAAUAAUUGUCUCUGAUGGAUGGAGAGCGUAUACCAAUAUCGGUCGCUUAGAAGGAGGGGUGUAUGAACACAGGGUUGUGAUUCAUCAGCAAAAUUUUGUAGACCCUGAUGAUGAUAGUGUUCAUACACAGACCAUUGAAAGUGUGUGGAUGCGAGCAAAAAAGAAGCUCCGCAGGCAAUGCGGAACUUCUAGAGAUUUGUUCGAAUCAUAUCUGGACGAAUUUCAAUGGAGAGAGCGGAUAAAAAACAGGGACAGAUUCGUAGAGUUUUUAAUUUGUCUACAAGAACAGUUCGUAGUUUAGUUAAAUUUAAGAUUAGUUUAGUUAGUCGGUAGUAGAAUUUUUAGUUUAGUUUAAUUUAGUUUAGUUUGCUUUUUAGCAGAACAAUUCAUAGUUUAAUUAAAUUUAAAAUCAGUUGAUAUAGUUUAGUUUACACUUUUUAAUUAAGUUGUGUGUAUGUAUGUUUGUGUGUGUGUGUGUGUGUGCGUGUGUGUGUGUGUGUGUGUGUGUGUGAGAGAGAGAGAGAGAGAGGGAGAGAGAGUGAGAGAAUAUUAAAAAGUAGGUCAUUUAGCCACAGUUUUUAAAAUUUUAUUUAUUAAAAGUAAGUGCUUACUAUAGUAUUUUUACUACAAAAGCGAUAUUACGUAGGUCAAAAUUUUUGACGUAAGAGAACUGUCAAAACAUUAGAAUGUGACUUUUCAUUAUAAUAACUUUUCAUGUGACUUUUCAUUUAUAAUAAACAUGGCAAUUCACAUUCUAAUGUUUUGACAGUUCUCUUACGUCAAAAAUUUUGACCUACGUAAUAUCGUUUUUGUAGUAAAAAUACUAUAGGUAUCUUUGAAUGUGCUUAAAUUUAUUAUACAUUAUCACAUUUCACAUUCUUUGUGAUUUAUUAUUAAUGUAAUUACUUAGAUCCAAUUACAUAAUGUAUAGGUUGAACGUUUAAAGAAACAGAACUUAUUUUUUCCAACUUUUUUAUAAUGGUUUUGUAAUGUAAUAUUACAUGUGGUUCUAAAUAUUUUGACCAGUAAAUUGAUGUGUCUCCAUUUCUUUUUUAUAUACAAAUCAUAAUAAAAUGCUUUUAUACAAAGCAAAAUACAAUUCUUCAAUUUUUAA
Molecule: messenger RNA, 2297 nt
Organism: Diabrotica virgifera virgifera (western corn rootworm)
Lineage: Eukaryota; Metazoa; Arthropoda; Insecta; Coleoptera; Chrysomelidae
Exons: 2
Coding region: 522-1484 (320 amino acids)
Source: RefSeq, a predicted model, not a curated record